Molecule: messenger RNA, 3759 nt
Organism: Gymnodraco acuticeps
Lineage: Eukaryota; Metazoa; Chordata; Actinopteri; Perciformes; Bathydraconidae
Exons: 6
Coding region: 166-3744 (1192 amino acids)
Source: RefSeq, a predicted model, not a curated record
UGACUGGAUGCUGAAUAUUAAUCCAAACAAAAAGAAUGCAUGAAAUGUAUUCUCUAAACAUUAAUAUGAGAAACAGUGUGUUUCACUUUGAGAUCAGCAGGUGGAGUAAAGAUGGGUGAUGUUUGGUCUUACUAACAUAAUUACUUAUUUCUAUAUUGCCAUAAUAUGAAUAAACUGACACACUUUUCUAUUUUAGUACCGUCUGCUACCCUCUCUACUGAACUGAAGGCUUCACUAGUAGAAGCCCCUGCUCUGCCUGUAAAGACACUUGUGCCCCUUCCAAAGGAGCUGAUGUUUCUGAUGCCGGAACCAUCCGCCCCGACGCCAACAGAGACCCACAUCACUGUUCCAGUGGCUCGUGAGAUUUCUGCAGAGCCCUGUCAACCGACACUGCAUCCACCAGCUGCACCAACACAAAGUCAGCCAUUACCCAGGCCAUCAACGGUCCCCAGCUGUCCUCCUCCUCCUCUUCCUCUUCCUCUUCCUCCUCCUCCUCCUCCUGCCUACAACCAGGAUGUCAGUCAUUGGAACUGUUCGCCGCAGCAGAGGAUCUGGAUGAAGAUGGAGCUGCAAUCCAUGGGGCUCUGGCCAGGCUCCGUUCCUGUACGCAACCCUCUGAAGAUGGUGUCAUUGUGGCGUGGCGCUCCCCAGCCAGAGCUGAUUCACAGCGUCUAUGAUUUUCCCUGCGCCAAGUACUUUCAGCUCCAUCCUUUUUUCAUCUGGAAGCCAGAAAAUGACAAUUUGAUGGGAAGGCUGAGGAACAAUUACACUCUGCCGUGUAUUGACGGCUGUGCUCAGCCUCAAAUUGCCUCUGCUGGUGUUGGUAGGCCUCGUGUGAUUGUCGGCACCACCGGACAGUACUACUUGCUGUCUUCAAGGCUCUGCUGCAAAGUCUGCCGGAAGAGGUGGUAUGCCGACAACCCAUCCUGGCUGGAAAAGCUCCCCAAGAGGUUCACCAACCUACUGCCAGCAGUACUGACUUACAAGAAGGCCAUCUGUAAGUCGGUACUGGACGAGCUCCGGCGCAGCGGCAAGUCACCCACUGAUAUGGCAAAGCAGAUCACGGAGUUGAUGCACCUCAAAUACGAACGUGCUGACCUGGCGUACAUCCUCAGCUGUAAGAACAUCAUGGAUGGUGAGGAAGGAAAGUACGACCAGAGGACAAUUACCCAGUUCGUUCGGCAGGAAACCAAGCCGGCUCCCUUUGGAGAGUAUGGGGACUCUGAUGGCUGGAACGGGAUCUCUGUGUCUGCACACUACCUGACAGACUGCCUCCUGCAUGAGUACGAACACCAGCAGGGCGCCAUCACCAAAUUACUGCAGGGCACCUUUGGACAGGCCUUCCGAUCAGACCACACUCGCAAAGUUGCGAGGAAGGUCACCUUCUCAUCCGGGACCAUGUCAUCAUAUGCAGUGAUGAAUGAAAACUGGAUGAUCCUCUCAUGGGUGAUGGUGCAGUCUGAGACAGAGAAGUCCUUGAAGCCCUUGUACCAGGGGCUGGAACAGCGCUACAGAACUGCAGGUGUGGAAAAGGCACAGUACCACUGGGUAGACAGGGAUUGCUGUGCAGCUUUUAGGGUGUCAGAGUCGUGUGAAGGGGAGCAUCUGAACUGGGAUGCUUGGAUGACAUCUGAUGCCAUUGCUGCUCAGGCUACUUCCGGUGACGUGCUGAAUACAUGUGCAUCAAGGUCAAACUUCAAUGCGAACAUGCUCAUCAAGCUUGACCUGUUCCAUUGUUUGAGGCGAUUGAUGCGUGAGUGUGUGUCCGAGCAUCAUCCCCUCUACAGCUCUUUUGCUCAGUUCCUGUCUGCAGCCUUUUCUGUGGUGGAUCAGGAAGACCUGCAGAGGCUUAAAGAUGCCUAUGCCUUCUGUGGAAUCCAGCCUGCCAACCCAACAAAGCCUCACACACGUGAGCACUGCAGGAUCAGGAUCCCACAUCCCGAGGAGCUCGUCAAGAGAGUAGAGGGGGUUUUCCAGCACUUCCACCUUGCAACAGACCCUAACGGGCGCCCUCUCUUCAAAGCCUCUAUGCUGAAAUGCUGGCGUAUUCAGCGGAUACACAUCCUGCGAGGUUGCCUGAGCGAUCCAGAGGUGGAAGGAGGGAUCAUGUACAGGCAUGGAGGAACACUGCAGCUGAACCAUGUGCCAGGUGAAGGAGCCAAAGUUCCUGUAUGGAUCCCCAUCAGAGGCACAUCCCAGCAGGAAGGCUAUCACUUCCACCAGGCUCAGUGGGUCACUGGCACACGCGUUUCCACAGAGCUGUUUCAAGCUCAGGCGAUGACAGGAGUGGCGCGGUGGAAUUACCAGCGACUGGUGGACCUAAAACAGCCAGAUGUCAAACUUACAGCUGUCUUUGAUCCUGCAUUGAUGGGCGAGAUCAAUGCAGUCUCUCAACAGGUGUUUGGCCAUGUUAAAUAUCCUGCUUUUCAUCUCCCUAACAGAGACACUGGAGAGAAGUUUGGCCUGGAAUAUGUGGAGCCUGAUUGCCGCCCAGUUCCUCUAGACUGGGAUAAGCACAGGAGUAAGGCAGACUCUACCCAGGCCCUGGAUACACCUCCUCAAAGCAGCAACCCCACUGCCCAGUCUGAGCUUCUUCAGCCACCCUCCAUCCCCCCAACCAAGCUGUUUCAGUUUCCUGCAAACCUUCCUUCAGUGAAACAAGAGGUGACUGCAGGAACGACUCUGGAGCCUCACACAGAGCCAGAAACCACAUGUCUGAAGUCUCUGCCUCUGCUGUCCUCGCCAACUGCGGCUCGCACUGGACCUGUGAAGACUGGUGGGAGGGUGUUUGUGUUGGACCACAAGCGCUGGACAGGCCCUAUGAGGCAGGCUGUUGACAACCUGCUCAACAAACACCAUAGUCAGAAGGACAUGCUGAAGCUUGUGGACAAGGACUAUGCUGCUCUUGUGCUUGACUCCUGCACAGACCCAAACAGUAUGCUUCACCCAACUACAAAACACCACAUUUGUCAGUAUGUGAAGCAUCUCAGCAAGCUUCUGAACACCAGCUCCUCCAUAAACAUCAGCCCGGAGAAACUACAAGAGAGGCAGGUCCUCUGGCACUCUCUCACAGAGGGUAGUGAGACCACCAGGGUGCCAGUUGUUACAAUGCCUGUUGCCAUUUUCAACCCCACACUUCCCGUUCAGACCCCAGCCACACCUCUGACACUAGAACAUGUUGAGAGUUUGGUCAGAAACAUUAUGGCCAACCAGCAGCAACAACAACAACAACAACAACAACAACACAAACAAAAGAAGAAACAGACAAAAAGGUGUCUUUCCUGCGGGCAGCCAAAGGCCCGCUUUGAAAAUGAUGGCUCUUCCAUCCACCACUUCUACAUGCAGGGCACUGUCAGAUACUUUUACUGCUCCACCAAAGUUUUUAAAACUUAUGGUGCUGAAGGUCUGACAGACCCUAAAAUGCCAUUUGGAGACUUUGCCGAGACAGCUUUCUUUCCGCGGGAACUGGAAGCUAUGAAGCAAAGGGUGGAGGCAAGAGUCCAGCUUAAAAGAAAGAACACUGAGCCAGAGCACAAAGGUCGAAAAUGCGGAUUUUGUAGAGAGGAACUCAAGCAGGGCCCAAACAGUCCUCACAUUCACACAGGAUUCCCAGGAGUAGCAGGGAAGUAUGUGUACUGUCCUGCUAAAGUGUUGUCACUAUACAGGGAUCAGGGCAUGGAGAAGCAGAUGACCUGGAAGAACUUCAAGGAGUCUGUUUUCUAUGAGGCUGAAAAGGGAAAAUGACAAGGUUUUUUUUCA